AUGGUCAACUUAAAUUGGCCAGAACAGAAGAGAGGCAAACUAACAGCAAAAGCUAGCCCCAGCAGAGGCAGAAGAGUCACGAGAAAGGCCAAUCAAAGGCCAAAGGCAACCAUUUCGGCUGGGGUAGUCCUUUGCAGCAAGUGCAAAUGUGAAAGUGAGUUAGAAGUGACUCUGGAUAGGCAAAGUCAGCCCAUACCUAGCGUUUUUGACAGGAUUGGAACGUCAUACCAACAGGGCUCAGUUCCGGCUCCACCUAGAGACAGAGCUAGAUAG
Prunus armeniaca (apricot) is the source of this 273-nucleotide messenger RNA. Lineage: Eukaryota; Viridiplantae; Streptophyta; Magnoliopsida; Rosales; Rosaceae. The record is from the annotation of a GenBank genome assembly.